AUGUCGACAACUAGCAACGGACGUGUUCUCCUAGCUUACUCUGGUGGUCUUGACACCUCGACUAUUCUUGCGUGGCUCAUUGAUGAGGGCUAUGAAGUGAUUGCCUAUAUGGCCAAUGUGGGUCAGGAAGAAGACUUUGAUAGCGUGCGAGAAAAGGCGCUAAAGUGCGGCGCGAAGGAAUUUAUUCUAGAUGAUGUGCGCCGGGAAUUCGUUGAAGAGUUGAUAUUCCCUGCUGUGCAAGCGAAUGCGAUCUAUGAGGAUGUCUACCUGUUGGGCACGUCGCUUGCACGUCCUGUGAUUGCGCGUGGCAUGAUUGAGACGGCUGAAAAGAUGAAGUGUGAAUAUGUGUCACACGGGUGUACCGGUAAGGGGAAUGAUCAGGUGCGCUUUGAGCUUGCUUUCUAUGGCCUGAAGCCGGACAUCAAGGUUAUUGCACCAUGGCGCAUCCCGAAAUUCUACCAGCGUUUCGCAGGCCGCAGCGAUCUGCUCGAGUACGCGGCUUCUAAGGGAAUCCCUGUGGCGCAGACGAAGGCCAAGCCAUGGUCGACGGAUGAGAACCUGUUCCACAUCUCGUACGAGGCGGGUAUUCUGGAAGACCCCAACACGACGCCUCCAGAGGACAUGUGGAAGCUGACACAAUCGCCACAGAAUGCGCCGAACGAGCCAGAGAAGAUCUCCAUCGAGUUCACGAAGGGCAUUCCGACGCGCCUCACGGUACAUGCCACUGGCAACGUUUACACGGACGCGUGUGACCUGUUCCUUCAACUGAACACGCUUGCUCGGAAACAUGGCAUUGGCCGUGUCGACAUUGUCGAGAACCGAUUUAUCGGUGUCAAGUCGCGUGGAUGUUACGAGUCUCCAGGUGCUACAAUUCUGCGUGCCGCACACAUCGAUUUGGAGGGCUUGACACUUGACAGGGAAGUGCGCCGCAUCCGCGACCAGAUCGUGACGACAAAGCUGUCGGAGAUCUUGUACUACGGCUUCUUCUUCAGCCCCGAAAGCCAGUACGUGCGUAGCUGUAUUCCUCCCAGUCAGCUCACAGUCAACGGCACUGUGAAGCUGAGUCUGUUCAAGGGCCAUGUUUCUAUUGAUGGCCGUAGUUCCGAUGAGCUGCUGUACGACGAGAAGUUCACCUCGAUGGAUGAGCUGGGUGGAUUCGAGCCAGAGGAGACGUCUGGCUUCAUUGCUGUGCAGUCGAUCCGUCUCAAGCGCUUUGGUCUGGGCCAGUCCGUCAAAGGGCUUGCUGGCACUGACCCCAAGAAAGCCUAUGCGAUUCCCCAGUAA
Malassezia globosa CBS 7966 is the source of this 1284-nucleotide messenger RNA. RefSeq lists its product as uncharacterized. Gene Ontology annotation, molecular function: argininosuccinate synthase activity; ATP binding. The record is from RefSeq and is a predicted model, not a curated record. Gene Ontology annotation, biological process: L-arginine biosynthetic process; urea cycle. Bases 1 to 1284 code for a protein of 427 amino acids. The transcript is spliced from 2 exons. Gene Ontology annotation, cellular component: cytoplasm. NCBI's taxonomy places the organism in Eukaryota, Fungi, Basidiomycota, Malasseziomycetes, Malasseziales, Malasseziaceae.